AUUAUCGUUAAUAUCAGGACAUUAGUCGCUUUGGGAUGAACGGUGCGCAGUUUGUAGCGAUCUGAACAGUCGAAAUCAGUGAAAAUUGUGUCGAUUUUAGUGUUGUCGAGCGACUUAAUGGAUUAUCUGAAGAGGUGCGCGAUCGAGAUUACUGCUGAAAGGCUUGUUGGCUCCUUUUUUUUUCUACAGUGAUAACAAGUUUUCAGUUUGUUAGAUAUGAGCUAGCCGGUGAUCGAUACUUGUCUGGACUCGCUUGCGUACGAGAAUCAAUAACCUCGCAGUUGACAGGAAAAAAAGAAACGGAUACGACGCGGUCUCAAAAGAUUGAGACACAUCAGCAAAACGUAGAUUAAUUUAUUACGUCCAUUCAGAAAACAUACGUCUACCCGUUGUUUCUCCCGUAUCAGUAACCGCGCGGAAAAAAGUGAUGCAUGAAAAGUCUCGAUAUUACCAGGCACGUGUCUGUAUUGGAGUAAGAGCUACUCUGUGUGUAUGUGUGCCAGGUGCACUGUUGCAUCCCUCUGAUGAGAGCCAUGCACCGUUUAGACCAUAGCCAUAAUGUCAUCCCGAAGGCUACUUCUUAGUAAUUCACAAAGGGUUCACUCUUCCGUGAAGUACAGCGCAUGGAUACUUUCCAGGCAAUACCUAGCACGUACCUUGCUAGAGAAAUAUUUGUGGUAGAUCCUCGAUGAAUCAAGAGUAUGGCUUCUGGUGCAUCUUCCUUGGAUAGUGCUGGAAGUAGUGGUACAGAUUUAAAUGGAAAGUUUGAUCUAAUAAUUUCAAUGCUAUUAAAAAAUGGUUUAUUUUAAUUUUAAACUCUACAGCAAAAGAAACAAUAAUGGAAGCAGCAAUAUUCUAUCUAUAUCUAAAUGGAGCACUCAAUAUGGAAAGAGAUAGUGGAGGCUAUGGCAGUGUUGGCAGUCCUGUUGGUGGGCCUGAAUGUCGUAGUGAUUAUGAUGGUUUGCAAGCUCAAUGUGAUCAAGCCAUGCAUCAGCUUCAGCUACUUAGGCAUAAGCACUCCGAUACUAUAAGACGGUGUGAACAUACUAUGAAGGAAUUGGAAUACUACAGGGGACAGCAUAUAGCAGUCAUGAAUCAAUUAGAGGCAACGUCACAAGAAAGCUCCGCACUGCGGGGCAAAUAUGGAGAUUUAGUAAAUGACAAGCAACGCCUAGAUCGGGAAGUUCAAGCGUUGCAAAAGGAAGUGUCUGAAUUAAGGUGUCAAAAUCAAGAAGUUCUUGUUUCUGAUGCUAGUAAUAGUGACACUAUGAAUCAGCACUAUCUAUCUGCCCUUCGAAAAUAUGAAGCCGUUAAAGACGAGUACGAUGCCCUUAGGAAACGGUACGAUGAUUUAAUAUCAUCGCAUUCAUCGGCCGUUAAUAAGUUGGAAUUAUCUCAAGAAGAGGCUGCCAGGUUAAAAAAACAAUAUGAUGAAAUUGUUCAAGAACGUAAUAGCGCAGUUCGUGAGCGUAAUGGUUUAAAACAACAGUGUACUGCUGCCAUUAGACAGUGGGAUAUUGCAUUAAGGGAAAGAAAUGAAUAUCGUGAAGCCUUAGCCAAAGUACAACAACAACACGAAGAAGCAGUGAAGGAAAUUAAUCAUGCAAUGGUACUACGCAUGAAAGCUAGUAAGGAUAUGAAACGAUUAACAGAAGAAAGAAAUGCUGCAUUACAAGAAUACAGUUUAAUUAUGGGCGAGCGCGAUACAGUGCAUAAAGAAAUGGAAAAACUUGGUGAUGAUCUUACACAAGCAUAUACAAAAAUCACACAUUUAGAGAAUCAGAAUAAACAAUUUAUGGAAGAGAAAAAAGCUUUAUCCUAUCAAAUUGAAACUUUAAGAAGAGAAAUUUCAUCCGCUUUGCAAGAUCGAGACGAUGCUUUAAAACAAUGUAACGAAUUACGCCAAAAGUUUGGUGAUUAUUCUGAAGGUUCAAACAGGGAUUAUAAAAAUCGUAUGGAAUUGCACUCAUAUAAUCGUGAACGAGAUAAUUCGAACAAAGAAGCCGAAAGAGAAAAUAACACUACAGAUUACACUAAACGGGAUAAGGAACGUAUGGAUAACUUGGAUCAAGCUAACUUGGAAUUAGAUAAACUUAGAAAAUCUGUCGAUAAAUUGCAAGCAGAACUUGAAGAAGCCCUCCAAGAAGCAGAAGUAUCAAAACGAAGAAGAGAUUGGGCUUUCAGUGAAAGGGAUAAAAUAGUUUUAGAAAGGGAAAGUAUUAGAACUCUCUGCGAUAGAUUAAGGAAAGAGCGUGAUCGUGCUGUUUCGGAACUAGCGGGUGCUUUACGUGAUUCUGAUGAUAUUAAAAAGCAACGGAACGAAGCAUCGAAAGAAUUAAAGGAUCUCAAAGAAAAGAUAGAAUCUGGUGAUCAUGCGUUAAGAGCAAGUCAAUUUGCACAAAGCUUAGCGCAUGCACAUGAUUCGGCGAUUGAUACUGAUGUUAGUGACUGGGAAAUUCUUACUAUUCACUUGGAUCUUAGUCGAGUUUGCUUAGAUUCUGAUCGUGAUUUGGGAUUGACAUUAGUUGGAGGUCGUGAUAAUCCAUAUUAUCCAAACGAUACAGGAAUUUAUGUUGCUCAAGUAACAUCAGGAAGUGCUGUUGAUGGUAAAUUAAGAGUGAAUGACUGCAUUAUGCGAGUAAACAAUGUAGAUUGUACAUCUGUUUUUACGCGUGUAAUUAUGGAAACUUUACGUACCUGUUCGGUGGGAUCAGCUACAUUAACGAUAAGAAGACGGCGUUUAACUAGAAGGUCAUUAAGGACAACGCAAUUGCCUGUUGGUUCAGUUCCUCAUGGUAUUUCUUUGGAGCUUGGAGUAUACAUUUCGAAGAUUUCACCGGGUAGUUUAUCUGCUAAAGAUGGCAACCUCGCUGUUGGAGAUAGAGUUUUAAAUAUUAAUAGUAAACCAAUGGAAGGCAUUAAUUCCAGCCACGAAGCGAUGGCAACUUUAAAUGAUACAAGUACGGAUGUGUUAACUAUUACGACCCUGAAAGGAAUACCAUUGCCUUCAGCAACUAGCUCUGAAACUAUGACCAUUGAUGGUAGCUUUGGUACUGAGAAACAAAAAAUGGUGAAUAGUUGUUCUCAAACAGAACAAGAAAGAAUAUUGUUAAAGAUUCCAUCGGACGAUUAUGAAAGAAGACACGUUGCUUCGAACUUUGGUGAUAGAAGUGUUUACAAAGUUUCAAAAUCCGUUAGUGGUGAAAAACCAAGUGGAAUUAGCAAUGCUUGGGACAAUAUACGAGAGAAGAUUGAUAUAGUACGAGGACGUAAACAUAGCAAAGAUCGGGAGGAGAAGAAGAAACGACACCGCAACUCGAGUCCAAAUACCUUUGAACAAGAGCAAGAUGCAAUAGCGGAAUUAGAUUCAGUAAUAGAGAGCUACCACAAGAAAGCGAAUAAUGGAGUAUUGAAACGAAGUAAGCGACGCGGAACCGAAAAGGUUGAGAAAAAUGGAGGUACGUGGCCGAAAGCCAGAGGUGGACCUCUGAUUCAAAAUGGUACUGGUACUAUUUUACAUCCACGUAAGACAAAAGAAAGGUUGCCCUUAAGUGUACUCCUUAAUCAACCACCAAAGUAUGACAGUUAUAAUUAUAAUCGUAUUUCUAAUCCUAUACCCUUAACCAAUUUUUCCAAUAUGAACAAUCGGCAUACGGUUUAUAAACCUGUAGAAAAACCAUUACCAAAUUUCCUUAAAACUGGACCGUUAUUUAGUCAGAAAUCCUUUACUCCAGUGGUGCAGUUCAAAGAUAUCCCGAUAGAUAAGAAACCAGCAACCGAAUUCGAGAACACGGAAAAUAGACUCAGUUCUACGCUGACACCAUCUGAAACUAGCAUCGAUUUUUCCGUGAAGUCUGGAAAUACGGGAAAAGAUGUCGAAUAUUUUUCGAAGAAAAGAACGCAAAAGUAUACUCCUAGCAACGAGAGUCAAGUAGACACACUACAGCAUAAUAGAGUGCAAUCUCAACUUUAUUCCGGGGCUGGAUCAUCAACUUCGUCGACUAGCGGCACGAGACAGCAGUUGACUGGUAAUUUUUCAUUUCCUCCCUAUACGCAUUCGCAUCCGCAUCCCCAUCAACAAAAUUCUUUACCUUCGAGAUACCCUUCCCCGCCGUCUUUGCCGUCUGCACAGUCCGGGGAGUCAAUAGGACUACCCGAUGCACGAUCUUAUUGUUUCGAACCUUCAUAUAGCCCCGGCCCGCAAACAGGAUUCGGGCAUUUGCACACACCCUCUGUAGAUUUGCAUUACCACAAAUCUCGCGCUCCACCGAUUGGCACUACAUACGACGUACCAGCGUACACACAUGGCUACGAAGGUGGAACUUUUCCAAGAAAAAAGGAAAAUCAACGUUUUCGAAUACCAUCAAAUCCUAGUGUGACUUCAAAAAGCAGCGUGGGUAAAUUAUCUACUGGCAGUAUAGAAAGAACUUCAGAAAGAGGCAGUCCGAUGCCAACAUUCCACGUGGAAGUACUUAGUCCUGGUACCGGUAGCGGAAAUAGCUCUGGUGGAACUGUCAGAGGAAGUAGUAGCAAUAAACGGUCCAGCAUGCCGGACUAUUGCUACUCUCAACCUAGGCCAGCACCUGGAGAACUUCGCAGAGUUCACAUAGACAAGUCAGUCGAACCUUUAGGUAUCCAGAUUUCUUGCUUAGAGAGCGGCGGUGUAUUCGUUUCCACUGUUAGCGAGCACAGCUUAGCAUCUCAAGUCGGUCUUCAAAUUGGUGACCAGUUGCUUGAAGUCUGUGGUAUCAAUAUGAGGAGUGCUACUUAUCAACUUGCUGCCAAUGUGUUACGUCAGUGCGGUAAUUCCAUUACGAUGCUGGUGCAGUACAGUCCAGACAAAUACAAUGAGUUAGAAGAAGGCUCUGCUUCUUCGAGUUCAUCAGAAGCUGGUGGUGCUGAAGGAGGUAGUCGUAGUGGAUCACCCACUCCAUGUAAUAGCCCUGAAGCUCCUAGAAAAACAACUAUUGAAUCAUUGGAAAGCUCAGAACCUGAACGUGACGCUUCUACUAGUUUAAGUACAAUACGCGAUACUUCCAAUACCUUGACUAUUAUGCGCGAAACUUCAAAUACUUUAGAACCACCUCGUACAAUUCGGGAAAGAGAUAUUAGAAAUUCUGCUUCAUUGGAAGUACCAAGUACGCAACAGAGAGAACGAGAAAUUAGAGCAUCAGCAUCUUUGGAUAUUAAUAUCAGAAAGCCGGAACUUCGUAGUUCAGCUACGUUAGAUAAUAUGCGUAAUUCCGCAACUCUUGAUACAUUACGUGGUACUGCUAAUACUCUUACACGCGCACAGCUUAAUGCAGCGACCACGUUGCAACGACAAAAUGCAACUGUAAGAAGUCCGACACAAGAAGAACAAAAUCGUAAAAGCCCACCACCAAGUGAACCGAGGUAUCUUUUUAUCGAAACAAGGAAAUGUUCGAAUUUAGGUAUUUCCCUUGUUGGUGGUAAUGGUGUCGGAAUAUUCGUACAUUCGGUACAACCAGGUUGCCUCGCGGAAGAUGCAGGAUUACGUCCCGGUGACCGUAUCUUAGAGUAUAAUGGUGUUGAUCUCAGACAAGCAACCGCAGAACAAGCUGCUUUAGAAUUGGCUAGACCAGCAGAUAAGGUAACGCUGAUUGCUCAAUAUGUACCUGAAAGGUAUAACGAAGUAAAGGAUAAACCUGGAGACAGUUUUUAUGUGAAAGCGAUGUUCGAUCGAGUAGGCGAAGUUGGAGAUAGCCUACAACUUAGGUUUAGUAAAGAUGAUAUUUUAUACGUCGAUAAUACAAUGUUUAAUGGUACUCCGGGUCAUUGGAGAGCUUGGAUAGUUGAUCAAGCUGGAAGAAGACAAACUUGUGGUAUAAUACCGAGCAAAUUCAAGGUCGAAGAAGAACUACUUUUACGACGUUCAUUAGGCGAUUUAGAAACAGAUACUACUAGAAGAGGUAGCACGAGCGCAAGAAGAAGCUUUUUUCGUCGAAAGAAACAUCAACGUUCUUCUAGUAGGGAUAGUAAAGAAUUAUCACAUCUUACGGGAGUAAAUUUGGGUUGGUAUAGUGAUAGUGGAACACUAAAUGAAGAAACUCUUCCAGCAAGUUAUCAACGUGUUGAAAGAUUGGAUUAUCCAGCUUUAAGACCUGUGUUGAUCAUUGGACCGUUAAGCGAAUGUGUAGUGACAAAACUAUUACAAGAAUUUCCAGGACAGUUCACUAGGUGUCUUGCAGAAGCUAUGCAUUGUUCUCAAGCGACGCUCGAACAAGGUUUGCGCGAUUCCCUUUAUGUGGACUAUAGAAAAAAAGGAAGCUAUUUCGAGUGUACCACAGUACAAGCUGUCAAGGACAUCUGUGAGAAGAAUACUCAUUGCAUAUUGGAUGUAUCAAUUGCGUCGAUCGAGCGACUUCAUCGACAUCAGAUCUAUCCUAUAGUUUUGUUGAUUAAAUUUAAAAGUACCAAACAAAUAAAGGAAGUUAAAGAUUCCAGAUACCCAAGCGAUAAAGUUAGUGCCAAAGCGGCCAAGGAGAUGUAUGAACAAGCAUUAAAAUUGGAAGCUGAGUAUAAACAUUAUAUUUCUGUUGUAAUUCCAGCUGGAGUAAAUGUCGCGUACAUAUGUACUCAAGUAAAAGCUGCAGUAGAUGAAGAACAAAGCAAAGCGCUGUGGGUUCCUAGAGGACCUCCCUGACAUUUAAGGGGGGGUCCCCACAAACCACAGUGGAAAUCAAUCUAAAUUCCACCAGGGGGCCCUUACGUCGUACGAUUGUAAAAUUGUUACAAUUUUUUUUAUUUAUGGUCUCUUAUUUGUCACGACAGUAUGCAGAAAUUUCGGCUUUUCUUUUCAUGGUUUCAUUACUACGAUCUUGUUAAUUAUUUUUAUUUAUUUCGUUAUUGUAAUGCCAUUAUGCAAAGUUUUUAAUAUUUUUUUUUUAUAUUUCUUCCUUUUUUCAUUUAUCUUUUACUUUGAAGUCUGAUGCAAAUUAUACAAUUUAUUUUAAUAAGCUUUAUCAUAAGUAUUUUAAUAAGUAUUUCACUAUUUCAGCAAAUAUUUGAUGCUAUUUAAACAACACUGACAUUUCCUAUAAAAUAUUACGAGAUAAACAAGACUUCAUAUAAAAAUCUUAAUAUUUAAACAUAUCAUGCAAUCAACAUUCAUAUUAAAAAAGAAGAGAAACAAACAGUACGUUUUAUACCAAUUCUAUCUUAUAUCUUCAACUUUAAUUUCCCUGAUUUUUACUUUCCUUAUGAAAAUGACACUAUUGAUGUAUUGCAUUUCAAUAUUUCACUUUUAUGGAAAAAAAUCAGCAUAGUAUAGUUUCAACAUUUAAUUUCCCUUAAAUCAACAGACAUAUGCAAGAAUUAUUCUUCAUGCUUCAUAAAAGUUGAAAACUUUGCUUGCUGCUUCGAGCCUCGAUCGAUCAUAAUUUCCCAAUAAGAUAGGCAACAAUUUGAAAAUUAUCUAUUGCAAUUGGCGUGAGACCAUAAAUGAAUUAAUGUAGCAAGUAAAAAUAUUCAUCGUAUUGUGGCCCAUAAAACAUUUGGUGGAUAAAUGUAAAGUUCAUUAGUUAGUGAAUAAGUCUCAGCCAUUCAGUGCUUGGCUGAUAUUAUUAACCCCUCAGAUCACUUCGUUGUACAGAAUAAUUUUGCGUGAUUAGUAUUAUUGUACAGAGGAUGUUAUAAAUUAAAGGAGGUUACUUAUUUGUAUAUAAUUUACUUAUGAAACUUAUGGAUUAUAUGUUUAUUAAUUUUUAGUUUAGAUGAAUCCUUUAAUUGUAUGUUUAAAUUUAAGUGAUACUUUAGUCAUUGUUUUAUAAAACUGUUUAUAAUCCAUUAGUUGAAGUUGCGUAGCAAUUGGUUUGAGGGGUUAAAAUUUUAAUGUUGUAGAUCGAGGAAUUAAAAAAUGUAAAGAAAUUGAAUACGGAAUUGACAAAAAAUGGAUUGUUUUUGCCAUUUUUUAAAUUUGUAAAUAUCUGAAAUGAUAAUAAGCAGUAGAUAUCCGCAACACAGAGAAACUCAAUAUAAAGCGCUCGUAACGAAACGUAUGAAGGAGUAUGUUACUGCUUUUUUACUUCUGUAGUUCGAAUUAUUUUACGAAUUUAUACUGUAAUGUUUUUAAAUCGAGUUUAAGACGCUUUGUAAGGUGCAGUCAUAUUUUUGAACACAUUUAAAAUGCGAGUACGUAUCAUUACGUAUCUACAUUCAGAAUUCAGUACAUAUUUCUUAUUACAUUUUUAAAUACAAGGACGACAUACAUUUUUUAAAUAAUUUUUACUGUUAUUAUCUUAAAAAUUAUAUUUAAAUUGCCCCAUUUCUUGCUUCCUUCUUAAACAUUUUGAUAAAUAUAACGGGAUCUUUUAUAUUGUUUUCAAUAUCUGAAUGUAGAUACAAGUUUCGUAUAUACAUAUUACCAGAAAAAAUUAAGAGUACAUUAAAUGAAAUAGCUAAAAGAAAUAGCUAUCGUAAAAGUCUAGUAACGAUGCUUCGAUACUUAAAUACAUAAUCUUCUUUUUUUUGUUCGAAACGAAGUCUUUCUAAUUUUGAAAGAGGCUUACGUUCUUUAAUGAUAUCGAUGAAUAUCGAAUAUCAAGUUUAAUAACAAUUUGUACGUACAGAAAGAAUCCAGUAAGAGUGGAAGACAAACAAAUGAAGUUAAACAUUGCUUUUUGUAAAACAGAAAUUUAGUUUUCUAACAAGACAAUAUUUAGGCGUAAGUUAUCAAAGUGAGACCAAAAAUUAAAAGAAUAUUAUGCUAAUUCAUAAGGAUUACAAUUAAAUUUAUUCGUAUCGUUAGCGUCGAUAUGCUUAAUGCGGAAGUGUAGAUAUAUACUUUUUGAUACGUUGCGAAAUCAUCGGUACGAAUUUCGUAAUAAAAAAGGCUCAAAAAGAAAGAAAAAGGGGAAAAAUUAUGAAUUAUAAAAAGUGCUGUACACACUUGGCAGCUUAUAAUAACAAGGAAUUAUUGUAUCUCGCACCCAAGGUAAAUACUCUUUAAAAGGCUAUCGUGGACAAUCUAGGCGUUAAAAUUAGGAAUUUACUAGCGAACUAAUAUAACAAAAUAUUUUCGGGAAAGAAUAUUUAAUUUUUAUUCUUUUAAUAAGUAGAGAGGAUAUGAUAAUAUAUGUGUGUGUACAUUUAUAUAUUGCAUAUAUUUGUACACACAUAUGAAUCUUGAACGUUAUACAUGUGUGGGGUGAAGUAAAUUAUUUAAAUCGACAAUUUUAUUUAUAUUUUAUAUGACGAUAUUACAAACGUAAAUACUUAUGAGAGUAAUACAUUAUAUUUUUUUUUAUAACGAUUUUAUUUUUCCUAAUUUAUUUUGGCAUUGUUCUAAUUGAAAAAUACAACAAAUCUGUUUACUUUUUGUAAGAAUGGCAGUAACUUUUCAAUGUUGAAUUGACGAAAACACGAUUGAGAUACUUAAUUCUAAAAAGAAAAUAGCAAAACAUUAAUGUGUAGAUAUUUUUUUUAGUAUAUGUAUAGUAUCUACGACAAAUGUAGUGCAAAAUAUAACAUAAGACUCAGUAUGUUAUGAAAACAGCACGCGUCGUUAUUUAAUUUAUAUUAAAAUUAAAACUACAAUUGAUAUUGAUUCUAAAAAAAUAUCCAAAUCGUAAAUCGCGCCUUGAGUAAUAUAUUUCUUAAUUAAAAUUAAAUAUAAUGUAACUGAAGGGUAAACCGUAACUUCAUAAAAUUUUGUUAAUUAUUGCAAUCGUGUCGUAUUGAAUAAUCUUUUAGAUAGAACGAAACAAUAAAACUCUCACCUUACAUAAGAAUCUUGUAUAACGGGCAAGAUACGUUUGUGGAGAGUUAAAAGGUUUAUUUUCUCUCAUAGCUUGAUACGUCUACAACUAUCCUAUUUUAAAAAAACAGAAACUAUCGAACUAUUUAAAUUAAACAUAAUUUCUGUGCGGUGCAAGAGGAAAAAUUAAGAUAGGUCGAGGGCGAAGUGAAAUGCCAAAAAUAACAAAAAGAGAAAGGAAAAAAAAGAAAACAGUAUCGAAGAAAGAGGGAGAAAAGAUUAAUUUUGUAUUAUGAUUAUUCUCAAUCACAGCACUGUGAUACAUAUAACAUUACAGCUUUGAUAACAUAUCAAUUUCACAAUCCUUCUACAUUACUAUUAUACAUAUACAUACAUAUUUUGGGCAAUACUUACAUAUACAUAAAUGUUAUAUAUAUUUAACUACGCACUUUUACUAUUUUUCAUAAGCACGUGAUUCUGAACCAUUCAAUACCCACAUACAUAGCACUAGUGCAGCAAAUACGUCCGUAAUAAACGAAGGAUGUAUGAUGUACACUUUUUUCAAUAGAAUUUCGAGUGGAUUGAAUUUGAAUGAAAAAUUCCAGAUAUUUUCCAUAUAUUGUCUAAAAAUGUAUAAAGAUAAAACUUAUAAAAAUAUGUUUUUCAUGAAAAAUUUAAAUUUACUACUUAUUAGCGGACUAAAGUGAAACUAGAAUGCAAUUGUAUCUUUUUAUUGAUCUCAAAUUAUAAAUUAUUUAUUUCUAAUGAUCAUUGAAUUUAUGAAACAAAAAAAUUUGUUAUUAUUUAUUGUUACUAUUCAUUUAUUCAUUUGUUAUUUAAUGUAUUUUUAAAAGAGCGUAAUUAAAUUUGUCUAAUCAAGGAAAUAAAUCAAAUAUGAUUGUAAGUAUUAUUCACUCGAAAUGUUUCUAAAAAUAUUUGAGACGUAAUUGACACACGUGCUGAGUGGUGCACUAACAAACAAUUAAAUGUACGAUAAUAGAAGCAUUAAUUACUGGCAAUCAUUGAAGCGUUUAUGGUGAUAUAUUACUUAGACGAGAAGCAAAGCCUGACGAUUGGGUUUGAAAAAUGCGCGAUAUAGAUCGAUGAUUUAUGAUUCUAAUAGCGAUUUGUUCAAACGACAAUCGCGACUAGUCUUCAAUAGUAUUCUAUUUUCUAUAACGAAUUUCUCCUCGCAGUAUCACUUGUAUACUCCAGUCGAAAUUUUAUCGUCUUAAUAUCAUUGUAUUCGACAUUAUAUUCGCUAUCUCCCCAUAGGUUUCAUAUUCUAUUUGUAUCGCACUAUUUGUUUAACCAAUAAGGAUGUACGUAACAAUUACACUGCGCAUCAUCACUGAAAAGAGUUUAUUCUAAACUUGACUUAAAAGCAUGUUUGACAUUAUGUUUUAUUUCUUUCGUUUCUCUGAUUUUAUUUUGUUUCAAAUAUUUUCUAUUAAACUCGAAGUUAACAAAUUUAGAUGUUUUAUCGUAUAAAAGUUCCUAAAAAUGAAGAAACUCUAAUUAUCUUUUUUUUUUUAAUUAAAAAAUUCAAUUUCAAUUAAAUCUCAAUUUUAAUUCAGAUUCAAUUAAAAAUGUUACUUCUGAAACGCAAAAUGCUGAAAUAUAAAGAGACGAUUUACUACAAUAAGAAGUAUUGUCAUUGUUUGCUUUUGUCUUCCAAAUUUCCACAAUUGUAAAUCGUUAUCACCCAAUCAAUAUGGUUAUAUAAAUUUGAUGAAUAUCGAAAAAACAAAUUACUUAUCUUAAAUUUGUAAUUUAUGAGAACAUAUGAGUCUAUUAUAUUAAACUUCUAUCAUAUCUGUAUAUUUUUCAAGUAUUCUACGAGUCUUUUAUCUUGUUACAAAAGUGAUUAUAGCUAUUAAUUGGCAAAAAUAUCAAAAUUUUCAAUAGAUCUAAAUCUAUUGUCUAACCAAAUACACUUAAUUUGUCUGUAGCCUUUCCUCUUAAUCAGCAUAUUUUUUGAAACAAUAAAAUUCUUAUACUCGUUGAAAAAUUAGCGAAUAGAGCUCACGAAUGUAUAAUGUAAUAAUAUCAACUUGGUGCUGUUUGUUCUUACACAUUUCUUACAUUAGUUUUUAUACACAUAUAUUAAGAAUAUUCUCUUAUCAGUCAAUGCGAUCGUAAGCACUUGUGCAUAUCCUGGAACUAUGAUAUUGGAUGGUUUGAAAUUUUUAUAUCUAUAUGUGUAUACACAUCUUUUGUUAACAUACGUAUAUAUUUUGAUUUUUAUUGAGAUAAUGAAUAUUAUUGCGAUUUCGGUAAAUUCGAAGAGAAUCUAAAAAGAAUUCAUUGAUUAACAACAGAAAAGUUUAUUAAUUGGGCAUGCAAAGUGUCUUAUUCGUCUCUCCUCAUCGGUAGAACCGUCUUUGAAUCAGAGUAUUACCUCAUCAGUAAUAAAAUUUAUUCUUCUUUUGACUAAGGAAACGUAUAAUAUGUAUAAAUACAAAUGUAACAAUGUUGCGAGCGUAGAUAAAUUAGAUUUGAGUAUUUUUCAGUGAAGAGUAUUUAUCGAUAAUAACACUUAAUUUUUAUAUUUAACUCUUUGAUUGUGUAGAGAUGAAGUUUCUGUAAAUUUUGAAAUACUUAUGGAUUAUAUUAUUAUAUUUUUCAUGGUAUAAAUUUUUUAUCUUUUCCAUUGUUUGAAAACGUUUUUGAAGAAAUGACUUUUCAAGAGGAAAACAGUGAAAUGUUCAGCGAUCAGAGAGUUAAGAAAAACUAAACAAACAAUACUGACUAUUAAAAUGUACUACUUAUGGCUGUUAAAAAGAAAUGCGUUAAUCGAUUACAAAAUGAAUGACUACAUAAUAUCAGAAUGCAUGAAAUUCAGACUAAAUCAAAUUUUAUAAAAGUUAGAUUACAGAAUGAUGUUUCUAGUUUUUUGAUAAUCACAUUUCUACGUUUUUACACACACAGAGUGCAUUAUUGAAAUGGAAUUGUAUACAUAGUUACUAAGUGCAGAUAAACCUAGACUGAUUUAUAAAAUAAUCAAUCAUCAAAUUUGUGUCUAUUUUGUCGGUGAUAGAAUUACGAGAUAUUGAUCAAUUUACCAAUUUGAAUAACUAAAAGAAGAAAACGUUGUGCUUCAUAGGUUGUUGAGGUCUCCAUUUGCGAGGAAAAAUCGGAAUAUAUGGUUGUAUCGUUUGUUUAUAAACGCAUUCACUGCCAAAUAUUUAUUUAACUUUUGUUUCUUUAUACUGCUAAUGCAUAGAGAAGGUUAAAUAUUUGCAAUGCAAUAAAAAUAUACGUAUGCAACUUAUUAUGGAGAAAAGAUAGAUAAAUAACUUGCAUCGUGGUGGGAAAAUCGUCUUGUAAAAACUUAUUGUUCAUAAACGGAUGUUUGAGUUAAGAAGAAACUCAAUAGAUUUGAUUGUAAAUGAUUUUUUGUUAAAUAAUAUUAUAUUAAUGCAAUAUUAUUGAAAUAAUGUUACAUGAUAUUAUUUAGUAAUAUUAUAGUGAUAUAAUAUUAUGUUUUAUAAAUGUAUUGUAUAUACAUAUGUAGUAUAUUUGUGCGUAAUGUAUCAUGGAUUGUAUAAAGAGAAAGUUUUCGUAUUACUUUAAGUGAGCUUUAAGGAUCAUUUUAAUUUUGAUUGGUAACGCAGUUUUCCAUAUGCUUCCAUAAAGAAAAUACCGAAAUCUUAUUUACUCACACGAAACUCCGCACGACAAGUGCCCUUAUUAAGUUAUUACAUCUUCAACUAUUUAUUAUUUAUAGUUAAAUUCUUACAUAGUCAGCAAUAAACUUGUCUGUUUAUUUUCAGAGUACGUGUUUUCUUGUUAUCUCAGUAAUUAUCCAGCAUGUUUGAAUCGUUUUGUUUAUUGCACGUAAAAUACAAAGAUUUUAUAUAUUUUUACACUUUAUAUUUCUAUUGAAUUUUAUAUUAUUUACUCAUACUUAUAUCGUAUAGAUGGAGAAUGGUUAACAAACUAAAUGAAAGGAGGAAGAGAUAUUUUAUUGAGAGUAUUUAUCAAUCAUUCAAAAUAUUUCUCACAUUUUAAUUCUAAUCACGAAGGUUGUAAUCAAGACGUCCAAUACUUACACUACUGAUAAACUAAUACAACGUAAUGUACAUUUGUAUAAAUCCUUCAAGUAUUCGUCAUUCGAUCUUUCCCACCAAUGUGCUUUGUAUGCGUAAGCUUUAACAGUGAAUGCGUGCACAAUUUUAAUAUAAUAUUUUUAUCGCGCUUGAUAACUAACAGUGUAAUACAAUUAUGCGAUUGUAGCAUCUUUUUUUCUCUCUUUUUCUCUUUCUUUUUUUUGUUAUCAGGAUGGAACGGAUAGGAUAUUUCAGAAUCUGUGAUCAAUAUAUAUCGACACGUAUAAGCAGCAUGAAAUUUGCGAUUAUAUUAAGAUGCAAAUAUUUUUUAUACGAAUUGGUGUAUACGCUCAGACGGUAGCCGAUCGUAUUUAAUGUACCGAGAGACGAAAUUAGUGGUAGAACUUAGUACAUGGUUCGACAAAUUUUCCGAAUAUCAAAACGUUUUAUGACAGUAAAUUGCAAGAUUUUUAUGCAAUAUUUAUUGGAACGGUUGUUCGUUGUUAUUGGAGCUAAUUAUUCGUUCGAAUGCGAAGUGAAUAUUAUACAUAAGAAUGGAACGUGAUUAAUUUUAUUUCUCUAUUUCUUAUAGUCAACUUUACAUUUCUUGAGAAAUUGUUGGCAUCACAUAUUACGUACAAUACGGAAACGUAACAUAAUCUUAUAAAAAGUGCGAUUCUGUAAUGAGGAAACAAUUCAACAUUUUCAGAGAUCAAUUAUUUUAUACGUUUACGUUAUCAUCUGGCAACACAUCCGAUAUGUUGUCGUAACAUCUUAUACCAAUUUCACAAAUAGAUGAUACAUUGAUUUUACGUGUUGAAAAGAAUCCGAUUUACAGCGCGAGUGUUCCUUGAAUUUUAUUUAAAAUUCAAGCUGCAGCUCAAUAUUUAUAGCUGAUACAACUACUAAGUACUUUCAAAUGUCCAAUUUUACACCGUUCCCUCGAAAGAAAAUAAGUCUUCCUGUAUCUAUUCCUGCCACGCGCUGACUGCCCUGAAAAUAUUUUUUACCGAACCUUCAGGAUUUUUCAUCACAUUUGAAUGCUAAUGUAUACGAUUAUAACUGCAACAUUACUUUCAUGAUUAGUGAGAAUUAUUUUUGAAUCUUUUAUUAACCGUAACAACUAAGUACCAUAUUGAUGUCAGUUAGUAUUAUCUGAUUGUAGCUAAUAACGAAAAAAGAAAUACCGCAAUUAUCAAAUACGAUAAAAAAUACAAUAAAAAUCACAUGGUAUGAAUAAAACUUUCAAUUCCUUAAGAUCAGAACGACUUGUAUGGUAAGGUUUCGUACAGUGUAUGAAACCGAAUUAUAAUAAAUUGAAUUUUAUUAAAAAAUUUCGAAUAUACAAUAUGGAUUCGUAGGCCUUUGGAAAUCCAAACGAUUAAGAAAUUUGAAAAAAAAGAAACAAUUAAACACUAAUUAAUAGAAUUCGAGUUUUGUAGAAACUCAAUGAGAAAACAAAACGAGCUUCAAUUUGAUCCUAAAGAUAUGAAUUCAUGAAUAACGACAGAAAGUUUUCUUAUAGGCUUGCAUACGGUAAUAAUAAUUAACAUCGUAAUUUGAAUUGUUCUUUUUUAAACGACAACAAAGUAUCAAAAUUAAUAAUAAACACAAGACUAUAGUAUAUUGAGAAAGAAAAAUCUUAAACAAUCUACUAUGUAAUUCGUAAUCUAUUUAUAAUUACUAGCAGAAUAAUGAACAUGGAACAUGUUUUCUUUGUUUUUCAUGCGACUAAUUUAUCGAUCACCGUAGGAUUCCUUGGUUACGAUAACAAUAUAUAAAAAACUGUAUUGUAUCAUUCAAUUUCCUCCGUUUUUUUUUUGCAAUGGUUUUGAUACCAAAUGUUAUAGCCCGUAAUUUAUAAAUACGUAUACUUUUAUUUAUAUAAGCAUCUCCUUUAUAUACAUAUAAAUACAUAUAUUGAAUAUAUGUGUGUGUGUAUAUAUAUAUGCGUUAUAUGAUAUGUACAUACAUAUAUUUGCAACGCGACGAUACGCGGACCGUCGGCGAUCUUUGUAAUAUUAUAAUAUAUAUGUAUAUGUGACACUCUGAUUAAUAUGUAUAAUAUAAGGGAUGUAUCGGUAUUGCUGUGAGACUGUUUCAGCAACACACGAACGCCCAUAUAAUAAAUAUUAACGUAUCGACGUUCGUUAUUCUUUGUAAGCCUUCUUUCUUGUAAAACGUACAAGUUGUCUUAUGUAGGAGAGCAAGGAAAUAAAGUCGAUUGUAACGAAA
Molecule: messenger RNA, 16002 nt
Organism: Bombus terrestris (buff-tailed bumblebee)
Lineage: Eukaryota; Metazoa; Arthropoda; Insecta; Hymenoptera; Apidae
Gene: Dlg5
Product: disks large homolog 5
Exons: 13
Coding region: 839-6664 (1941 amino acids)
Molecular function (GO): protein binding
Source: RefSeq, a predicted model, not a curated record